Molecule: messenger RNA, 789 nt
Organism: Aphanomyces invadans
Lineage: Eukaryota; Oomycota; Saprolegniomycetes; Saprolegniales; Verrucalvaceae
Exons: 2
Coding region: 46-651 (201 amino acids)
Source: RefSeq, a predicted model, not a curated record
GUCGUGUGCAAUUGAUUUAUCUCCAAGGCGACGAUUGCGUAUCGAAUGGAGGCGGCGGCCAUCUCUCACAUGCAUGCCGACGUUGGAAAGCCCAUCUUGAAUGCGGACGACGAACGUAGCCAGCUAUGCAUGUACAAGUCGGGCAAGUGCAGCGAGAAGCGAGCGUGGAAGAAUGGCAAGCAGCUCAAGCUGUGCGAAGCGCACCGACUCGAGCAGAACGCAAUCAAGAUGCGCAGCGACAAGAGCUUAAGCGUGAGGCGCAAGGUAUUACGGGAAGAGAAGAAGAGGAACGAGCGGCUGCGACGUGUUGAGGAACGGAAGAAAAUGUACUGGGAGGCGUCGUGGGCGAUCGAACAUGUGACUAUGGACGAAAUAAAUUGCCAACAGUCCCCCAUCAUUCCUUCGUGGAAUGGACCGCUCAUCGACAUCGGCGACGAACUCGUUACCGCGACCUGCCUCCAAACUCUUGAGCGGCUUGGCAACGACGUCCUCCUUCCGCUGUACGAGCAGCACCCAGACCUUGACGAGCGUCAGAAGUUGAUCGUGAUGAAGGUCGCCAUGGUGCAGCUACAAAAGAAGAUGAUGCAGCAGCUCUUGCACAUGGAGCAAGCUGGUUGGAUUCUCGCCGCUCCCGACGAUCGUGCUUGUUGAUAUGUGAGCCGGAUAAUCCAGACCAUUACCGUACCGGUUGUUGGGAGUCGGACUGCAGUACUUUAAGUACAGAUCAUUUGUCUUGUGUGAAUGAAAAAGAGCUACAUACAUAAUGGCAUAUAAUGAAUUAUGAAGUCC